AUGGAUAAUAUUCCUUAUGCUUCUUUAGUCAAGAGUUUGAUGUAUACUCAGUCCUAUACUAAGUUGGAUAUAAGCUUUGCGGUUGGUAUGUUGGGUUGUUAUAAAUCAAAUCAUGGACUGGUUCAUUGGAGAGCUGCAAAUAAAGUUUUAAGGUACUUGCAAGGCACUAAGGAUCACAUGCUUACAUAUAGAACUAGUAACCUUGAGGUUGUUGGUUACUCAGACUCGGACUAUGUCGGAUGUUCAGAUACCCGAAAGUCUACAUUCGACUAUAUGUUUCUUCUAGCUGAUAGAGCUGUCUCAUGGAAGAGUGGCAUCGUUGGUACCAUUGCUAAACUGAUGAAGAUGUAUUAUGAUAAUGCGGUGGCUAUAUUAUUCUCUAAGAAUGAUAGAUACUCCAAGGGUUCCAAGCAUAUGAAUUUAAAGUAUCUAUUUGUCAAAGAAGAUGUGCAAAAUCAAAGAGUUCAAAUAGUACAUAUUGACACCAAUGAUAUGAGUACGGAUCCAUUGACUAAAGGACUAACUCCUAAAACAUUUAUUGGUCAUGUUAGUGAAAUGGGAGUAGUCGCGAAGUCAUUGUAUAGCAGAUGA
Molecule: messenger RNA, 591 nt
Organism: Hibiscus syriacus
Lineage: Eukaryota; Viridiplantae; Streptophyta; Magnoliopsida; Malvales; Malvaceae
Product: secreted RxLR effector protein 161-like
Exons: 2
Coding region: 1-591 (196 amino acids)
Source: RefSeq, a predicted model, not a curated record